CUCCUGAAGCAUCUCUUCUCUUAACUUGAGGGCCCUGUCCACAACUUCUUGAGCUUCCUCUCUUUUACUCUGCUUCCUUACGCGUCUGUUUUGGAGGCGUAGGCGUUUGUUUUGGAUGUGUGUCUCGCUCGCCCUCCGCUGUUCUUUCUUCCGUGCCUUUGCGGCAUCAUCGACGUUGCGAAGGUUGUAAAAAUCGGUGGUCGAUGCCUGUGCCUGAAAUUGCCGUGGAGUUACUGCACUACGUACAGUACUUCUCUGUGCGCGGUGAUCAUUUGGGAGAGGGACAUCGAUGUCCUUCCCAUGAUAGGCAGAGAUUUGCGGAGAAGAAGGGCCACGAAACGAACCCGUGCCGGUGCCAAAGGCGGCAGGACAAGGGAACUGGUCUGCGGGCUGGCCCGGGUCCAACGACGUCGCUCGGCCCGGUCGAUGUGUUCUGUUCCGCCUCGGCUAACCCCCAACCGCCGGCUAGGAGGACUAGGAUGGCGUCGCCAACCCCACCGGCCGCGACGGACGCCACCGCCGGAGCCGGAGCCGGAGCGGAGAUGCCACCCAAGGACGAAGACGCAGCAAUUCGCCUUCGCCGCAGCCUGUUCGGCAGCGACGAGGAGUUGGAGCAGGAGCCGGAGUCGCCCUCGUCGUCCGGCGAGGACUCCGGUGCCAGCGACAGCUCCGAGGACGAUUUCACGGAGGAGGGCUUGAGGGCGAGGGACGCGGUGCUGAGCGUGGCCAAGUCCGUCGUCGCCCUCGCCGCCUCCGUCGAUGGAGAUCCCUCGUCCACCUUCGCCUGCACGGGCACCGUGGUCGCUCGCGAGGGCCUUGCGGCCUGGAUCAUGACCUCUGCAACUCUGAUCAGGAAGCACGACAGCGGCACCGAGGUCCAUGAACUUUCCAGUGUGAAGAUUGAGGUGCUCCUGCCUAACAAAAAGGUUGUCAAGGGGCAGUUGCUGAUGUACGAUUUGCACUAUAAUGUCGCCAUCGUUUCCGUCGAGUGCGAAGCUGAUCUCCUCGUGGCGGUGCUCGCCGACCUCCCGGGCUCCUACUUCCUGACACCUACUCCAGUCGUUUCGGUUGCCUGGAAAUUUGAGUCUGGAAGUUUGCAGCUGAAACGUGGGGAGACAUUCCGUGCAGUUAGCGAGUUAGAUUGCAAUGAACUUAUGGUCUGCACUUGUCAAAUGGAGCCUCAGAGGCAAAACAAGGAUAACAGCAUUCAGUAUAUUACGACGAUUUUCAUUGGGGGUCUUCUGAUUGAUUUGGAAGGAAGAAUUGUUGGUAUGAAUUUCAUAGACGAGAAUAAAACUCCCUUUUUGCCUGUCCAGCUUGUUGGGAGAUGCCUGAAACAUUUCAGAAAGUUUGGGCGAAUCAAACAACCAUUUCUAGGAAUAAGGGGCCGGGGGCUUCACAUGUUGGAAUUAAAGGACUUGGAGAAAAUAUGCCACAAGUACCAUAAGCCACCUUCUGGAAUUCUGGUGGAGAAGAUUCCUGAAGUAUCAUCUGCAAAUUGUGGAGGCAUUGAGGCUGGUGAUAUCAUUAAUAAACUUGAUGGAGUUGUUUUGCACUCUCCAGCACAGCUUACAACAAUGCUUCUAGACACAAUGGAGGUUGCAGUGAAUAUGCAGCCAGUCGUCCUCCAGGCGACUGUCUUGAGACCCAGGGAUGGUACAACAUUUGUUGCAAACCUAAAAGUAGUGGAAUGCCCCCAUGGUGAAUGCCAUAUGUUGCUCAAAAACAGAUGGAGACUGCCACCGCCAAAAGAGUAUUGGUGGGGGCCAAGUGAAUGGCAUGAUUACUCCGACUAAUUUUUAGCAGCCGACUCGGCAGCACAUUGUUAGAUAACUUUCCUUUUACGGAUGGAGUAUUACAUCAUUCUUAGCGAAAAGAGUAUUACGCGGGCUUUGCCGUGGCGGGAACAUGUGACGGUACAUCAAUGGCAUGCGAGACUAAGGAUAACCUUGACAAUUUCCUGACACGGCAUGGCAACACGAGAAAUGCUACACUUAUGCGUUGAUUCCUACCGAAAGAAGUUAUAGGCCGAGUUGUGAAACCUUGAUUGGAAAUUAGGAGGGAGUGGGACCCGCACUGAAAAUCAGGGAGCAAAGAGAUUGGUAGUCAGGAGUCUGUAGGUUUCUGUGGGAUUCCGCAAGUGUAGAAUUAUUGAUGGCAACGCUGAUUCUCUGGCCUCUAUGGUUGGUACAGACGUUCUGGAAUGGGCCUAGGCAAUGCUGGCCGCCUUGACACGGUGGUCUGGAAGGCUUUCCUUGGCGUCCUCCCAUUGUUUCGCGGCUAUACCGAGGUGCGGGUCGGGUCAGGGACGGGGAGAGCACCGCCUUCUGGGAGGAUGUCAAUACUAGUAUCCUGGCCAUCUGCUUCCCCGAGCUGUUCUCGCACUUGUGGCGCCCCCAUGCUUCUGUUGCUGCUGUCGACGACGAGAUCUCCGGCCACCUCCACCUCCACCUCAUGUUCUCAUCGGCUGUUGGGGCGGAGCUCUGUGCCUGAUAGACGGUCUCAAAUCUCAAUCGUUUGGUGCUACUAGUAAGUAUGCACGUGCAACGCACGUAUCAUAGAGUUAUGAAAUAGAGAGAAAAUUGGAUCGCGGGAAGGGGAGCGGUGGCAUAAGUGUCGAGGGAGGAGGAUUGAUUAUUGCGGCGGCCAUGCCUAUAGGUUCCAUUGGUAUUUCCAGGUUAAUUUUAGUGACUCCUUUGAUUAUGUUGGACUAUUGUAAAAAAGAUUAUUGGGAACUUUUUUUGUGUGUAAAAUAGGUAAUCAAUAAUUGGAAAGCAUGUCCGUGCUGGAUGGAAGAGGUAAAAGAAAUUACCAAGGUAAACAUUGAUAUUAUUUAGGAGUGAAAGACAUAUGCUAAGUAUGGGGCUCUGCUCGUAUCACAAUACCACGUACGAACCAGCUGCACCGAGCUUAAUUACUAUUGUUUCGCUUGCUGCGAAGGGAUUCCCAUCUUAACUGGAUGGAGAUUACGUGUGUGGCGUACGAAUUCGCUGGCCCGGAUCAAUCGGGUGGAUCCACUACUUAGCGGGAGGAUGAAUUGAUGGUCAAUCUCUGAACCCCAGUUCCAGACAAGUUUGAGUAAUUAACAGUACAUGCGAAGGCAUAGGAGACGUGCUCGUACCUGUCCUGGCCGCGUAGCGCUGCAGGCCCACGUCACUAUCGUUCCUCAGGAAGAGAAGACCGGGAGAGUCAAACUAAGAGUCGAGCCGUCGAAGACGACGAACACUCAAACUGGUGAACAAAAAGAAGGAAGUGACGGAAGUCAAGAACGAGCAAAAUCAAGGUCAAGGUCUGAUCGAUCCUCUGAUCCAAACAAACAGGGAAACGAGCACUUUGGUUUCCACGUUAUUCUCUGCCUACAUGCGAACAUGGGCCAGACCUUCUUCUUUUUUCCUUCUAUGUACGUAGUACACAAGGCUAAGUUUCAAAAAAAAUAUGAUGAUGUAGAUCAUGGUAAUUAUUGCUAAUUGAUAUUUUUCCUUCUAUGUAUGCAGUAUACAAUGCCGAGUUUCAAAAAGAAUAUGAUGGCGUAGAUCAUGGCAAUUCUUGCUAAUUGAUAUGAUUAAAAUAAGCCCAGGUUGGAGCGAGAUCGUGGUAAUUAUUGUGUAAUUAUGAUGGCGUAGAUUAUGAUAACUAUUGCUAAUUGAUUAUGAUAAAUGAUGUGAUACAACAUUGAGGCAAUCUGGUCUAUUGAGAGAUGGUGAAUGUAUGACUGAGAUGUAAUGUUUCUGCCACAACCUAAUUGUUUAAUAGUAGUAUAGA
Molecule: messenger RNA, 3762 nt
Organism: Triticum urartu
Lineage: Eukaryota; Viridiplantae; Streptophyta; Magnoliopsida; Poales; Poaceae
Source: RefSeq, a predicted model, not a curated record